Messenger RNA from Metarhizium brunneum ARSEF 3297, 261 nucleotides. It is a transcript of the gene pet117, whose product is annotated as Protein pet117. Gene Ontology annotation, cellular component: mitochondrion. The record is from RefSeq and is a predicted model, not a curated record. Lineage: Eukaryota; Fungi; Ascomycota; Sordariomycetes; Hypocreales; Clavicipitaceae. Gene Ontology annotation, biological process: mitochondrial respiratory chain complex IV assembly.
AUGUCGCGCGCAUCCAAGCUCACCUUGGCGGGGACGUCGCUGUUCGCCGCCUGCACCAUCGGCUUCGUGCACUUCCAGCAGAAGUGGGAGAAGGAGGCGAUGCACGAGGGAGUCGUCCGCGACAUGGAGCAGCAGCGCGUCAAGCGCGAGCGGCAGCUCGACUUCGACAUGCAGAGGGCCCUCGAGGCAGAGUACAAGCAGCACCAGACGGUGCGUGACUCGACGGCUGAAAUGGAUGCCAAGGACGCGCCGCCGCGAUGA